GAAAAGAAGAAGAGGAGCAGCAAUUCAAAUCAGGGUUCCACUCUCUAGUCAUCCUCCCCAUUGUCUCAAAAUUCUCCCCCACCACCAACACUCUCUCUCACACUCGCUGCUCUUUCACUCCCACUCGCAAGCCCAUUCGCCGCCACUCGCCGUUAGCGAUUGUUCCAGUUCGUCGCUCUUCACCGGCGCUCCAGUUCGCCUGGGGUGUAUUCUCGACGAAAAAUAGGACCAAACAUGGGCUGUAUUUUACGGCUGAUUACGGAUCAUGAAGUUAUAUUUUUGCUGCUGGAAAGACUCCACUGAUAAGAAAACUCUCCGUCAAACACACUCCCGCAUUUCGCAACCGCUCUGACACUCUCAAUCGGCUCCUCUGUCUUCCCCUCCUCCGACAAAAUCUCCAGCAACUACUCCGGCCUUAUCACCACCUUCACUUUCCAAAACCAGCGCCGAGCUAGACCCACAUUGGUGGAAGUAUGUGACAUGAACUCAAGGUGGCUGUCAUCAAGGUAGUUGAAGUGUAUCAAAUUCUUGAGAGUUUAAGCAGGAAAAAGCGAUGCCGCCACACGAUCUCCGCCGCCCAUUCAAACGGGCGGCAAUUUCAGAUCAACAGAGGCGGCGAGAGUUGUCUUUGCAACGGCAAGCCCAGAACCGUCUAGACGCCCAGCAUCAGGCCCGCUGUUUGGCACAAACUAUUCUCUCCCUUCAGAAUGACUCUGCUGAGCCUGAGCCAGAAUUUGAAUUUGUGCCUCAGCCCGAGGAACAGGCUCAAGAUUUUGAUGUUCGACAGGCGGCCAGGCUAAGAGGGUCAGAAGCCCGGCGAUGGUUUGCUAAGCAGCUUAUGCUACCUGAAUGGAUGAUCGAUGUCCCUGACCGAUUAAACACUGAUUGGUAUGUGUGUGCUAGGCCAGCUGGAAAACGUUGUUUUGUGGUGUCAUCUAAUGGGACAACAGUUAGUAGGUUACGCAAUGGCAGUAUGCUUCACCGGUUCCCAUCUGCUUUACCCAAUGGUUCCAGGACCAAUAACAGUUCGCGCUCUGGCCAAUCAUAUUGUAUACUUGAUUGCAUAUUUCAUGAGCCUGAUCAGACGUACUAUGUAAUUGACAUGGUGUGCUGGGCAGGAAUGUCGUUGUAUGAAUGCACUGCUGAGUUCAGGUUUUUCUGGUUAAACAGCAAGCUUGUUGAAUCAGGGGCUUGCAAUGAUCCCUCACCUUACCAUAGAUAUAGAUUCAGGACUAUUCUCAUAUAUGACUGUGAUCAGGAGGGUCUAAAAGCAGCUUAUACUGGAUCCAUGCCAUAUAUGAAGGAUGGAUUGUUGUUUUACAAUAAGCAUGCACAUUAUCAAUCAGGGAAUACCCCGUUGGUACUAGUGUGGAAGGAUGAAAACUGUAGUCAGUAUGUUCUUGAUACGGAUAGUAAGGGACAGGUUCCAGAGCAACAACAGUUAGUAUUGGAGCUACUAGAUGAUGGGAGACUGGCUACAUCAGAUGAUCCUCCGGUUAUAUUCGGUUGCUUGGACAGGGACUUCAUUCAAAAGACAGGACUUGAGGCUGGCAAUCUCCUACGUUUUGCCAUCAAUGAAGGAGGAUUAUAUUUUGCAGAUGGGAAACUAGAGAGAGCUGAUCUUCACUACCUUGGGAAACCUAAUCGUUCGCGAGCUUUUGCUGAUAGUUACUCAAAGGUCAUGUUCCAGUACACAGCUCGUCAUUCUCCUCUCAGAAUCGAGCAUCUUUUCGCAUCAAUUAGUUCGUUGAAUGAACAAGAGAACGCGAUUUCCGACACAGAUAUGGUUGGCUAAAAGUUACUGGUGAUCGACUUUCCAGCUCUACAGAGUGAUGAAAAAACUGUUUAAUAUAUAUUAUCUUUAUCAGACAACGCUUUUUUUCUGGAAAGAGAAAAUGAACUAAUUCGUAUCAUACUCAUUGAAUUGCUGUCUGUGAGAUAUGUACAUGUUGUAUUCCCGGAAACAUUUACUGGCCCUUUUCCUGUUGUAGAUUAUGGGGUUCUCAAGAAGACAAAUCCAAAUUUGUAGUGCAAAUAUGUGACGAAUGAACUUUUGCAAUUUUACUUAAAUAUAGGGGGCAAUUAUGAUAUUUA
Molecule: messenger RNA, 2094 nt
Organism: Sesamum indicum (sesame)
Lineage: Eukaryota; Viridiplantae; Streptophyta; Magnoliopsida; Lamiales; Pedaliaceae
Product: snurportin-1 protein
Biological process (GO): snRNA import into nucleus
Cellular component (GO): cytoplasm; nucleus
Source: RefSeq, a predicted model, not a curated record